Babesia ovata is the source of this 1305-nucleotide messenger RNA. RefSeq names its product IS116 IS110 IS902 family protein, putative. Bases 1 to 1305 code for a protein of 434 amino acids. Lineage: Eukaryota; Apicomplexa; Aconoidasida; Piroplasmida; Babesiidae. The transcript has 3 exons. The record is from RefSeq and is a predicted model, not a curated record.
AUGAACAACGCAAAACGCGUAUGUAGCUUAUUGUGUCGGCACCAAUCUGUACUGGCGCUCUCUCAUUUCGGAGCAUGGAGCGGCCGGCCUUCCAUCUGUGCAUCGACUCGCGGACCUCCAUUGAGGCUGUCGCCGCUGAGGUUGGCAACUUGCCAAUAUCGCAGUUAUUCUAGUGAUGUAAAUGGCGGUGAAUCGUCCGAUUCGACGUCAGGAGGAGCGCCAUGUGGCACUGGAGUCGACGGCGGCGUCGACGCCGGGCAGCCUUCCACGGAGCAUUCCGAGCCACUGGAUUCCGACACGUUUGUACGUCUUGUAUCGUCUAUAAACGACCGAAACUCGUCAUUUGUUGUCGCAUUGCAGAAGUUCAAAGACCAGUUACAGGCUGAUUGCUCAAGGGCAUACCCGUUCCGCCUCCGAGACUUGCGCACGUUGUUGGAAUUCAGUUCGCAGCUACUGGGUAUGCAGAGUGACCCAAAUGCGUCAGAGGUUAUAUCCGGAGCAUUUGAACUAUUCAAAUCAGACGGCAGCGCCUCGGCUGCAUUUCACCUAUGUCGUCUGUUUUCGUCGUUUAAUAACUGUCUCGGGCGCACCAUGACGUCCACUGUUUUCCAGCGUGUAGUUAACAACCGCGUGGGUAUGAUGGGAGCCAAGUUUCUCUCUCCGAAAAAGAUGGACAACCUCCGGGAGAAAGUGGGCCCCGGUGCGGAAAUCGCAAUGAAGUUUCUGGCAUCAGCCAUAACAGAUCGCGACAUCACCGGUUUAGAGGGAUGUUGCGAGAAGUCAUUGUUUGACUUUUUGAAUCAGGGACUAGGCUACCUGGAUCGCAUGGGUUUGAAGCUUAACUUUGAAGUGUCUGAGGUGAAGGAUACCAAGCUCGACGUUUUCUGGCUGACGAUUGGAGGGAAGCGCGGUAGCGAGAUUUCGUCGCCAUAUCUGAUGAAGCAGGCGCUAGCGCAUCAGAUUUUGGUGGAAUUGCCGAAGAAGUCGGGUUUGUCUUCGGGAUCGCCAGACGAAGACACGCCAAUGAAUAGGCAACAAAAUCGCGAGCUGGUGAUGAAGACGUUCGAGAAAGGCAUUCUAGCUCGCAUGGAGGUAUUGUUGACUGUACGCCAGUCCUUGAGUCUGCUUGACUCACGUGGAUCGACGGUGUGGGAGGACAAUAAGAAGAUUGCCACUCACAAGUUGACCUUCGAAUCUGAAAUCGCUAUGCGCUCGCGUGACGAUGAUGACAUAGAAACCAAGGAUUGGACGGUUGUUGACAUAAACGGCGUGCUCAACAGCAAUGCACCAUUUGCCGCGCGAUGA